This is a messenger RNA of Eucalyptus grandis, 1632 nucleotides long. RefSeq names its product glycerol-3-phosphate acyltransferase 9. Gene Ontology annotation, cellular component: endoplasmic reticulum. The transcript has 12 exons. The record is from RefSeq and is a predicted model, not a curated record. Bases 192 to 1400 code for a protein of 402 amino acids. NCBI's taxonomy places the organism in Eukaryota, Viridiplantae, Streptophyta, Magnoliopsida, Myrtales, Myrtaceae. Gene Ontology annotation, biological process: triglyceride biosynthetic process. Gene Ontology annotation, molecular function: glycerol-3-phosphate O-acyltransferase activity.
GAGCGCUGAACCUCGCACCGCAGAGGGAGAAAAGUCUGCGUGCUCGUGCAACCUCGCCAAUCACCUGUCGUCAAGGCACCUCAGGCCAGAGAGAGAAAGCUGACGUGUCUGCGUGUCUUUACGGUUAGGAGAGAGAGGGAGUGCUCUCCACUGAACAGGAACACGACACAUUCAAAAGGCACGUUGGAUGAAUGGUGGUAGAUGCUUGGAGGAGAUUGGUUGGUGGAAAAAGCAGCAUCAUGGGGAGCUGCAGAGGAGAGCCGGAGAUGAAGCCUGCGAGCGCCGAACCGGAGGAGGCCGAUCGACCCGACACCCGAGACUACCUGCCGCCGCCGCCGCCGCCGCCGCCGGAUUCCUCCGCCGGCGAUCAUCCCUCGCCCAAGCUCCUCCUCCUGCAUGAUCUGCUCGACGUUUCUUCUGCCUUGAAUGAAGCUGCGGGCGCAAUUGUCGACGACUCAUUCACAAGAUGUUUCAAGUCAAAUACGCCAGAACCUUGGAACUGGAACAUCUACUUGUUUCCUCUGUGGUGCUUCGGAGUGUUAGUUCGGUAUCUUAUAUUAUUCCCAGCAAGGGUUGUAAUACUCGCCAUGGGCCAUAUAAUUUUCUUUUCAUCCUUCUUCUCUGUGCACUUUUUGCUGCAAAGGCAACAAGUUUUGAGGAGAAAGAUACAGAGGUUUCUAGCAGAGUUACUUUGCUGUUUCUACGUGGCAUCAUGGACUGGAGUUAUCAAGUAUCAUGGGCCACUGCCGAGCCUGCGCCCUAAUCAGGUUUUUGUCGCGAAUCACACUUCCAUGAUUGAUUUCAUCAUCUUAGAACAGGUGACUCCAUUUGCUGUUACUAUGCAGAAGCAUCCGGGAUGGGUUGGUGUUUUGCAAAAUUUUAUCUUGGAGACAGUUGGGGGUAUCUGUUUCAAUCGAGGAGAGGUAAAGGAUCGAGAAGUCGUGGGUGAAAAGUUGAAGAAUCAUGUUGAGGGAAGUGAUAACAACCCUCUCCUCAUAUUUCCUGAGGGAACAUGUGUAAACAACCAGUACUCCGUCAUGUUCAAGAAGGGUGCCUUCGAACUUGACUGUGCCAUUUGCCCUGUCGCGAUCAAGUACAACAAAAUUUUCGUGGAUGCUUUUUGGAACAGCAAGAAGCAAUCCUUCACGAAGCAUCUGGUUCGGCUCAUGACGUCUUGGGCUGUUGUGUGUGAUGUGUGGUACUUGGAGCCCCAAACUCGGAGACCAGACGAGACACCAAUUGAAUUCUCUGAGAGGGUGAGGGACAUAAUAUGUGCGCGAGCAGGUCUUAAGAAGGUUCCUUGGGAUGGAUAUUUGAAGCACUCCCGGCCCGGCCCCAAGCUUCGAGAGCGAAAGCAACAAAGUUAUGCUGAGUCCAUCUUGCAGCUGCUGGAGAAGUGAACCAACAUCUCUCUCUCUCUCUCUCUCUUUUUUUGUACUCAUGUUGCAAUAAUUGAGACUCAAGUGGAGGAAUCAUAUUGUGCAAAAAGAAAACAGAAAAAGAAGAAGCAGAAGUCAUAAAAUCAUAUCUCGUUGAUAAAAUCAAAUCAAAACAGCAUCUUUAUAUUCCCAUCAAAAUUACAAAUGUUAUUGAAAUUUAUAAAAUUAUGAAAAAAUAAUAUUUUAUUCCAUA